Leptidea sinapis is the source of this 4106-nucleotide messenger RNA. RefSeq names its product synaptic vesicle glycoprotein 2B. The coding region runs from base 390 to 2060 and encodes 556 amino acids. Gene Ontology annotation, cellular component: membrane. The record is from RefSeq and is a predicted model, not a curated record. The transcript is spliced from 11 exons. NCBI's taxonomy places the organism in Eukaryota, Metazoa, Arthropoda, Insecta, Lepidoptera, Pieridae. Gene Ontology annotation, molecular function: transmembrane transporter activity. Gene Ontology annotation, biological process: transmembrane transport.
UUAAACCAUAAUCCAAUACGGUUUCAGUGAGAGAGCACGUAUCAAUAGACACUGCCAAGUAAUAUUACUAGAAGUCAGAGAGCUAAUCAAAAUAUUGUAAUUGUUGCAACGUCCAGUGAAUUUUAGUGAUAUUCCUAACUCUAUGCAGAUUACCAGGACCCAAAGUGACGUGCAAUGCUUGUUUAUAGUGACUUUUGAUAAUAGUUUACGAAAAUUUGUGUUAAAUAUAACUUUUUUGACUGUGAAAUGUGCCGUGGUUUUAUAGCUGGUGCAUUUAUUAUUUUUAUUACUUCGUGAUUGACGUGCCCAGUGCCGCACAAACAAAUCUCGGAAACAAUAGUUGAGUGUGAGUGCGCCAGCCGAAAUACAUCGUUGUCUGCACCCAGAGGAUGGUAGAAACUGACCCCGGGCCCAAGAAACCACACAAUUGUGAUGUAAGAAGUGACCAACAGCUAAACGGCCAGGAUUCCAAAUCAGCCGAGCUUGCCGUCAAACCACCACUGCACUCACCCACAAAGUUCGAUCCUGAAAAGGGAGUCCCCGAAAAAGCUGACUUCGAAAGGGCUAUCGAACUAGCUCGAUAUGGCCGCUUCCACUAUCUCCUACUCGCCGUGUGUGGUCUCGUCAGCACAUCCGAGGAGAUGGACGUCAUCUCUAUGUCGUUCAUCCUCCCCUCGGCACAGUGCGACUUAAAUCUCACCACACAGACUAAAGGUUGGUUGAACAGUAUCAUCUUCAUCGGCAUGAUGGUGGGGGCGUACGCAUGGGGCUCAGUGGCGGACUCACUGGGUCGAAAGCGGGUGCUCAUCGUCAUCUCCAUCAUCAACGGCCUUGCAAUCGUCGCUUCCUCCUUCAGUCAAAACUACGAGCUUUUCAUGUUCUUCAGAUUCGUCAACGGUGCUGCACUAGGAGGUUCAGGUCCUGUCAUCUGGUCAUACUUCGCGGAGUUUCAGCCAAAAAAGAAAAGAGGUGCUAUGUUGAGUUUUAUGGCCGCAUUCUGGACUCUUGGCAACUUGUUCGUGGCAGGAUUAGCUUGGGUUAUCAUUCCUAGUGAAAUCGGCAUUCAAACUGGUGCUUUUAUAUAUAACUCCUGGAGGAUAUUCUUACUUGUCAUGUCAAUACCCUCAUUCUUGGUAGCAGCGCUGUUAUUUUUAUUACCUGAAUCACCAAAAUUCUUGAUCUCGACCGGCCGACAUGAGGAUGCCUUGGAAGUCUUCCGGGGUAUCUACAUGAUGAACACGGGCAGAAGUAAAGAAGAAUAUCCGGUAAAGCAAUUGCUAGUAGACGAGCCCCACCACCAGAAACCCGAAAAGACCAUGGAUGUAAAAGAGCCAAAGUCAAAGCUGAGAAGAAUGUUAAGUGACAUCGUGGAACACAGCAAGCAAUUGUUCGUGCCGCCUAUUCUGAAGUUUACAACAAUAUCCAUAACAAUCAACUUCACUUUCCAUAUUGGGUAUUACGGUCUCAUGAUGUGGUUCCCCGAGAUGUUCAACAGGUUCGACGAGUGGUCGCGCACGCACGACAAUGCGGAGGCAGACAUCUGCCAAGUGACUGCGUACGUAACCAAGUACGGCACACACUCGACGGACGCUCGCUGCGACCCGCACAUACACUCGGACGUGUUCAUGGAGUCUCUCAUAACGGUCGCCGCAGCCAUACCGUCUAAUAUAUUCGCAGUGCUUGGCAUGGAUCGACUUGGCAGAAAAUUCUUCUUGGUAUUCGCGACGUUCUCGGCUGGUCUCUGCUCAGCCGCGAUGUACUACGUCUACAACAAGACAAAUAACUUGAUAGUUAGUGCCAUCUUCAGCUCCGUGAUAUCGUGUGGUAACGCCUCACUCGACUGUCUGAUCACCGAAGUCUUCCCCACUAAUUUACGAGCUACCGGUGUUGCAGUGUCGAUGGUAGCCGCUCGUUUGGGAGGUAUCAUUGGUAACGUGGUCAUAGCAGCUCUACUCGACACCUAUUGCCCAGCACCCACCUUCAUCGUGGCCGUACUCCUAGCUGGCGGUGGUCUGAUGUGCCUCUUCCUUCCCAACACCACGAGACAGGCUUUAAAAUAACCAACGUACAAACCAGCACAGAAUGUAGAAUAGAUUCAAUCAAAAAUACUUAAAUUCCGGCACGUUACAAAUUAUUGAUAUCUGCCUAUGAUUGAAAUUAUGCUAACUGCAUUUGAAGGGACAGAUUGCGGUUAUUUAUAGGCAAUAUUAUUUCAAUUAUAUUUUUUUUUUCAUUUAAAGGGCACCGCUAUGAAGCUUAGCUAUGAGUUAAAUUAUAGCACUACUCAGACUUGACAUGGUAUCACAGUAUCUCGUAAUGACGAGAGCAAUAAUGGUGCUGGACAGUAUUUGAGGGCUGAAUAUAUCGCUUAACAUCAGGUGAACGCUCCAUGACUCGCUUCGUCAUUUUUCAUAGAAAAAAUAUGUCGUGCCAUUAGAAUUUUGCCAAACAGCAUAGCGUGUCAACUGUCAAUAGUACUGUAUAAUAUAUAUGUUUAGGACAAAAACGUUACGAUGCGAGGAGAUUGUUUUUGGAUUCAGCCUAGCGAAACUUUCUAAGAAAAAAGAUAUUGCAUGAAACGUGCAGUGGUUGAUAAAUUGACAGAUGACGGCUAUCCUCUACGUUUUUAGCAACUGUUCGCUUUCGGACGUAGCCGGAUUAUACUUUGUCGCCCUAAAUUUAGGCAGUCGCGCCUCUUAAUAUGUAGCAUUUACAUCCUCUUUGAUUGAAUUAUUAUGGCAUUGAUCAAAUUAUAUAUUAUGUUAUAUACUCACAAAACAACCGAGAUGAUGUUAAAACUAAACUCAAAUAUGACAGCUAUUUAUUGUCACAAUAUGUAAACAGCCGUUACUCGUUUGAUAUCUAGAUCUACAUUUUAGAUAAUUUAUACGUCCAGAUAGAGCCUCUUGCUGUUAGGCAACGCAUGAAAACAGGUCAGGUUUAUUACUUUGUUGUAGUGUGCGUGCGUUGCUGAAAAUAUAGGUUAGCAGUUCGCCGCUAUUUUUCGAUGUGUUCUAUCUAGACGUAUAAAUUCUCUAGGACCUUCCUUGCAAAUGUCAAAAAAGAUUUUCGACUAUGUUUGACAUAAAAUUAUCAUAUUAUAAUAUUUUUAUUGGAAUUAUGUAUAUAUUAUGUAGUUUACUGUUUUCUACAGUAGGUACUAAAGUAAUGGGUAUCAAUUUUCGUAUCCAUGUAAUUUAUCAAUAGCCACGGAAAAUGAAGAAUCUACAUUUAUUGCAAUGUUGUUAUUUAAUAACUAAUUGCAGCUUCAAACUUUAGAUUAUUUAUAUGUCUAGAUAGAACCUCUAGCUUUUAGGCAAUGCAUGAAAACAGGCCAGGUUUAGUGUGCAUCGCAAGCUACGUCCUCCAUCUGCGAUAUGUGUGUCACUUUAUUUUAGUGUGCGUGUGUUGCUGAAAAUAGAGGUUAGGAGUUCGCCGCUAUUUUUCGAUGUGUCACAGUCUAUCUAAACGUAUAAAUUAUCUAAACUUGGUUUUCCGAUAUGAACUAAGCCUGUCUGAUUAUAAUACGGAUUUUGUAGAUAGUUCUUAUUUGUACAAUAUUUACUUAUUUAUUGAACCAUCAUAAUUGUGGAAAACGACAACUCGAGAUUCCAGUCUUUUCUUUUGUAAAAAAAUAUUACCAGAUUCUAAGCAGGCGAAAUGUUUAUUAUUAGGACCUAGUUAUUUGAAUAUUUUUUGCUAUGAAAAACUACACAUUUAAUGUUAAGAAAAAGUUUUAAUCAUUAAAUUGCAAAAUUAUAUGGAAUUUUGGUUGCACGUAGUAGACCACUCUUAAAUUAAUUCCGAUCAAAUGUAUGAUAUCUUUUAUGAGCUUUGGCUAUUUAUAUAUUACAGUGAUUUUACGAUUCCAUAAAUUGCAUUAUAAAAAAAUUAAAAGUAUUAAUAGGUUAAGUCAUGAAAUAUUGUUAAUUACGUUUUAUUAGAAAUUUUGAGAUACGAAUUAAAUACUGUUACCGUAGUUUUUAGUAAUAAUUAAGUGUAAUCAAACAACAUAGAGGUAGUAUAGAUAAAAUUUUGUAAUUAUUAUAAAAAUCGUAGAUAAAAAAUUUAGCUACACUGGCAAUAAAUUUGAAUGAUCAUGAUAA